Molecule: messenger RNA, 2934 nt
Organism: Rodentolepis nana
Lineage: Eukaryota; Metazoa; Platyhelminthes; Cestoda; Cyclophyllidea; Hymenolepididae
Source: the annotation of a GenBank genome assembly
AUGGGAAUUUUAAAAUUCGAUGAUCUUCAUAAGUUGGAAAAAUUUUCUGACAAAUGCCAUAAUUUCCUCUGGCAACGAUCUAUCCAAUUGACCCAGAGCUCAAAUUUCAGAUUAGCAUCAAAUGGAGUUUGUGAUGAUGAUUUGAACAGAAUCAACGAAUGCAAACAUAUUCGCGAUGACUCGCCUUCUAAAAUUCCCUGCCUUUUUUAUCAUAAAUCAGAGGUUCAGGACCAGGCUUGCUACGAAUAUCUAUUAUUCGUUGGGGAAAUCAUACUUUCUGACUACCGUCUCGUAUACAAGUUCAUAGAAAAAUGUCAAAAGGAUGUAGGUGCCUACUCAUGUGGACGAGUCGAUAGUGGAUUGAGUUCUGAUGACAAGUUCAACUUUACUUCUCAAGGCAGUACAAUUACCUGUCUUAUGACACAUAUUGAAAAACUCACUUCUGAAUGUGCCCAUCAAAUCUAUCGAAUAUCUGAACUCCAAUCUGAUGAUUAUCAUCUUGAUCGGCCUCUGUUCUAUGCCUGUCAAGACGAUAGAGAGAGAUUUUGUCCGGAUGUUAUAUCAGGCGAUGGUCGUGUUUUCGAAUGUUUAAUGAAGCACAAAUUCGAAAGUGGAAUGUCGGAGGAGUGUCAGGAGAAAUUAACCAAUCGGCAAAAAGUUCGAUCUCAACAUUAUCGGGCAGAUUAUGCGUUGAGUUCCGAAUGCAAACAGGAUAUAAGCGACAAUCAUUGUUCUUCUGAUUAUGAUCAUCCAACUUCAUUAUCAUCAAUAUUACUUUGUCUCGGGAAGGCUAAAAAGCUGUCCCCAUCUUGUCAAUUUGAGAUUAAGUCCAUCCGAAAGCAGCUUUUAGAAGAUUAUAGGCUCACUCCAGAAAUUCAAAUUCACUGUGAUGAACCUAUAAAUAAGCAUUGCUCCGAUUUAAUGAAGCAACGUGGUGGGUCAGUUUUCCACUGUCUUCUAGGUGUUCAACGUCGAUUUUCUAGUGGUGUCGAUCCUCUAAUUAGUGCCGAAUGUGGAAAUGCUCUUCAUGAUUUGGUCAAAAUUUCUGAUGUGGUAUCGGAUCCCCGUGUUGAUCCCGUCAUUAGGCGUUCCUGCGGUUCCCUUCUUUCUACUCGAUGUAGCGCAGAAGUUAUAGUGGAAGACGAUGUCUAUCAGUGCCUUUUGGAUAAUCGAGAUGAUCCUGCUAUGGCAGAUGAAUGUCGGCAUCAUCUCUUUGAACUGGAGUUCUUUGUGACAAGGGAUAUUACUCUUGAUCAAUCGAUAUAUCGGCAACCAAUGUGUCGUGAAGCGGUAGUUCAAUAUUUGCGAAAUGUUGAGGAGUUUCCUGAUCUAGACAAUCGAAUCGCACGGAGUUGUAGAGCGGCUCAGAGGCGUUUCUGCAGCAAUUUGAAAGGAGGUCUUCAACGCUACCAUGACCCUGGCAGUGUUCCCAAUCCUGAAGGUGCUUACCAUAAUCUCAAAUUCGAGUGCCUUGUUGAAUACAAAACUCACCCCGAAAUGGAGGCCGAAUGCAGAGCUGCCAUUGAACACUUCCAAAUUUUAAGUCUUAAGGACGUCCGAAUCUCCAAAACUUUCUUUGACGAUUGUCGAUCCACUUUGGAACGCCACUGUCCCACUGUGACGCAUGUUGCCGGCAGUCCAUCAGUGAGCAAAGUGGCUGCAGUGAUGUGUUUGAGUCGACUCCUACUUGAAGAAAGACUUAACACAAUCGCGGGAAAGUCUCCUCCGGAUGGAAUUCCCAUUAAUUGUGCCCGGCACCUUCAAUUCGAACUUCUGGCUAGAUCGGAGUCUCUUGCAUUGGAUCCUAUGCUUGCUCAUGCCUGUGAAUUUGAUCGUAAAAUUUACUGUGCAGAUGUUCCAGAAGGCUUUGGUAAGGCUCUUGAAUGUCUUCGUAAACAUCACCGUCGUCUAGAGUACUUAUGCCGAGAGGCUAUUUUUAGCCUGGAUCAACUAAUAAUGGUAAACAGUCAAUCAGAUUUCAAGCUGAUGGAUGCUUGUGCUGAAAUGAUCCAGAGUCAUUGUCAAGGUGCCUCCCUAACAUCCAGUCACACUCUCCUCAACUGUCUCAGCAUGGCUAUUAAGAGAGCAGGUGACAACUUUGACCCCAAUUGUCAAGAGGUUGUUCGAAAUCGAUUGGCUAUCCAACAAUUGGAUAGUCGUCUUAAUCCCCGCCUCGCUGAGAAUUGUCGAGCUGAUAUAAUGAACAAAUGUAAAUUAGAACUCCGUGAAGACAGGAAUACGCCUUUUGAGACUAGCAACAGAGUAAUUCAAUGCUUGAAGACCCAUUAUACUGCCUCCAAAACCAGCAAUUACAAUGAACUCCGUUUAACUGAUUCCUGCUCAACAUAUCUACGUGGGCUUUUGGCAUCAAUCAAUCUUGAUAUCAAGAUGGAUCCCUUGUUGGUUGAAGUCUGCCACUAUGACUUGGUGGCACAUUGCUCAGAAGAAUUAGCAUUUUCUGGCAAUUUCAUGAGUGCUGACGGAGCUGCAUUGGAGUGCCUUCGCAAACAGAUUUCCCUCAACAAAAUGAAAAAUGAUUCCUGUAUCUUAGAGGUCCUACGACUUACAAUUGCAAGUGAAACUGAUAUUGACGCGGACCCUGUUCUGGCUCGAAACUGUAUCGGAGCUUUGGAAGCCGUCUGUACGGUGACCGGUAGGAGGGGUGGUCGUAUAUUGGACUGCUUACUAGACACUUUGGACUCAAACAACUACCCUCUAGACCCCCUUUGCAAAGAAAGUCUUGAACUUCGAAGACAACUCCAGCAAAUGGCGUCCAAGAGACUAGACUGGUAUUUCCUCGUCAGAGAAGUCCGACAAAUCUACUCCCUGGAGUUGGUCGUUGCAAUAGUCCUUUUCUUCAUAGCAAGCAUCUUAAUUAUCUGUCUCUGUUGUGCUCGAUGCACCAAACGCACUGUUCACGCGAAGGAUCGAUAA